Messenger RNA from Phycodurus eques (leafy seadragon), 5854 nucleotides. RefSeq names its product multiple C2 domains, transmembrane 1a (gene mctp1a). Gene Ontology annotation, cellular component: synaptic vesicle membrane. Lineage: Eukaryota; Metazoa; Chordata; Actinopteri; Syngnathiformes; Syngnathidae. The record is from RefSeq and is a predicted model, not a curated record. Gene Ontology annotation, biological process: regulation of neurotransmitter secretion. Bases 208 to 2880 code for a protein of 890 amino acids. Gene Ontology annotation, molecular function: calcium ion binding. The transcript has 21 exons.
UGGUGCUGACUAGCUACUACGCGCUGACUUGCAUCAUCAUCAUCAUCCUCCUCCUCAUCAUCAUCCUCCUCAUUCUCCUCCUCCUCAUCAUCCUCGUGUGUUAGUCCUAACCGGAUCAGCACAUAAGUGCACGCUGUGAGUGCACGCACACUCACACGCACACGCACACGCACACGCUUCAGGCUGGGUGGAUGCUGCUCGGGCACCAUGGAGCAAAAAGCAGCCAAGGAUGAAGGCACGUCCAGGGGACAAGAGUCCUACCAGCGGCGGAUGUGGAAGACUUUCCAGGAGAAAACCAAGCCGUGGCUCAGUCCCAAACUGGGCUCGGAACGUCGCGUUAGUGGCGGAGCAGAGGGCACCAAGAAGGAAUCCGGGCUGUGGAUGUUCAAGAGGAAAAAGAAACACUUGGACCGAGUAUUCUCGUCUUCGCAGCCCAAUCUGCGCUGCUCCUCUCCGCCGCUGUCCCUCGGGACCGGGGACAAGUGCGGCAGACGCGGCGAAGCGGCGGCCGGGACCAGCCUCGGAGCCGAGGGGCGGCAGCAUCUCGGCGGGGCUUCCGCGAGCACGGGGAGCAAGCCCGAGCUGACGGCCCACGGAAGCACGAAGAUCCACGUCUCGCAGCUCGUAGCGUCCCAGCAGAAGAGCUCCUCGCUGGGCUCGGCGUGUUUCGAGAGGCUGGUGGUUGAUCCGGCCGUGGUCCUGGAGGAGAACGACGGGAAGCUGCGGAAGAAGCAAAGUGAUUCUGGCAUCAAUAUAGUGGACCCUUGUAAUGCAGAACCUCCACCUCCUAUUCCAGCCAUGUACCAGCUGGAUAUUGUCUUAAAGAAAGGCAAUAACCUGGCCAUCAGAGAUCGAACAGGAACCAGUGAUCCAUAUGUCAAAUUCAAGAUUGCAGGAAAGGAGGUGUUCAGGAGUAAAACCAUCCAUAAGAACCUCAAUCCAAUGUGGGAUGAAAGAGCAACUCUCCUGGUGGAAAGCCUGAGGGACCCGCUGUACGUCAAGGUUUUUGACUAUGACUUUGGACUCCAGGAUGAUUUUAUGGGAUCAGCGUAUCUCUUCUUGGAGUCACUGGAACAUCAGAGAACACUGGAAGUUACCCUGGACCUAAAGGACCCGCAUUAUCCAGACCAUAAUCUAGGCAGCCUGGAGCUUUCAGUCACUUUAUCACCACGAGAGGGAGACAUGAGAGAUGCAUGUCAGAGUAUGCGGCUGUCAGAUCUACACAGAAAAGCUCAGCUGUGGAGGGGCAUCGUCAGCAUCAGUCUGAUCGAAGGUCGCGGCCUCCAGCCCAUGGAUGCCAAUGGUCGAAGCGACCCUUAUGUCAAAUUUAGGAUGGGCCACCAAAAGUACAAGAGCAAGACAAUUCCCAAAACAUUGAAUCCUCAAUGGAGAGAACAGUUUGACUUUCACAUGUAUGAGGAGCAAGGAGGCUACGUGGACAUUACAGUCUGGGACAAAGAUGCUGGCAAGAAAGAUGACUUCAUGGGAAGGUGUACAAUCGACCUCUCCCUCCUUAGUAAAGAACACACACACAAGCUGGAGUUGCCACUCGAGGAAGGUCAAGGCGUGUUGGUGAUGCUAGUGACGCUCACAGCCUCUGCUGCUGUCUCCAUCUCAGACCUGUCAGUCAACGUGCUGGACGACCCGCAUGAGAGGCACCAGAUCAAGCAAAGAUAUAGCUUGUGGAGGUCAUUGCACAACCUGAAAGACGUUGGGGUGGUGCAGGUAAAAGUCAUCCGGGCUGAGGGACUGAUGGCAGCAGAUGUCACAGGUAAGAGUGACCCUUUUUGUAUAGUGGAGCUGAGUAACGAUCGGCUGCAGACUCACACCGUUUACAAAAACCUUAACCCAGAGUGGAACAAGGUCUUCACUUUUAACGUGAAGGACAUUCACUCAGUACUUGAGGUCACCGUUUACGACGAGGACCGAGACAGAAGCGCAGACUUCCUGGGGAAAGUGGCCAUUCCUUUACUAAAUAUCCAAAAUGGAGAACGCAAAGCCUACGCCUUGAAAAGCAAGGAGCUGACAGGGCCAACAAAGGGGGUCAUCUUUCUUGAAAUAGACGUGAUUUUUAAUGCUGUGAAGGCUGGUCUCAGGACGCUGAUCCCCAUUGAGCAGAAGUACAUAGAGGAGGAGCCCAGAGUGUCCAAACAGCUGCUGUUGCGCAACUUCAACAGAGUGAGGCGCUGCAUCAUGUUCCUUAUCAACACUGGUUAUUACAUCAAUAGUUGCUUCGAAUGGGACUCUCCACAGAGGAGCAUCUGUGCAUUUGUGCUCUUUGUCGUACUUGUCUGGAACUUCGAACUCUAUAUGAUUCCGCUGGCUUUGUUGCUGCCCCUGGCCUGGAACUACAUUCUCAUCACGUCGGGCAAGGAUACAAGACAAGAUGUGGAUCACCCUACACACAAGUACCAUCCCACCUCUGUUUCCAAGCAAGCAAUGGAGGAUCUGAUGGAGGAUGAGGAUGAGGAUUUUGACAAAGAUGACAGGGACUCUGAGAGAAAGGGCUUCAUGAACAAGCUUUAUGCCAUUCAGGACGUGUGUAUCAGUGUGCAGAAUGCGCUGGAUGAAGUGGCCUCCUAUGGCGAGAGGAUAAAGAACACUUUUAACUGGACUGUGCCUUUCCUAAGCUGGCUGGCCAUUGUCGCUCUUGGAAUGGCGACCGUCAUUGUUUACUUCAUCCCACUAAGAUACAUCGUGCUAGCCUGGGGAGUGAAUAAAUUCACCAAGAAGCUACGAGACCCUUACACCAUUGAUAACAACGAGAUCUUAGAUUUUUUGUCCAGAGUGCCCUCAGAUGUCCAAGUGGUGCAGUACCGAGAACUCAAACUAGAUCCCAAUCCCAGUCCAAAUAAAAGGAAGAAAAACAACCCCGGGUAGAAGUCUUCCCUGGUCGACUUCCUGUGUGCUGCUCCAUUACUGGACUGUGAGGAGCAGAGGCAGCCGGUCGGGAACCAACGUAGCCCAGCUACAACUUCCUGCUCAGCUACAACUUCCUCACCCCCGCACCUCGUCCUUUCUGUCUGGUAUCCAUUACAAGCUCUUGAAGAUUAAUUUUUGGAAAAAGAAAUGGGAUCAUUCGUAUCCCCCUUUUUCUGCUCAUUAAUUUUAAAAGAGGGGGGAAAAGACGGAUGUCACACUAAACUACAUUACGCUUUCUCAUUUCUCACUUUGUUUCGCGCCAAAACCUAUUUAUCAGAAAACAAGCCUCACUAAUACUGUAAUUUUCAUUGUUUUAAGUUAUUGCGUUGUUAAAAAGGCACUGAGACACCUCAUGUUGUCUUCCUCUCCCACUAAUGACGCCACAUUCAAUGGCAACCAUUUGGAUUGAACUAUACCGAACUCCCAUCAAACACACACGGAAUAUAUAUUUUUUUAAAGGCAGUUUGGCUUCAACACACAAUAAUUUCUCACUUGUUUCUGGGAUUUUUUUUUUACUUUUAUUUGUGACUGAUUACUGAUGUUUGGACCCGAGAGAGGGUCCUCGCUCACAAUCUUUGAUGGUGCUCAUCCCGUACAGAUUGAGCUCAAGUUCUUCCACACCAAAUUCAUCCAAGCAUGCCUUUAUGGACCUUGCGUUGCGCACUGAGGAGCAGAAAAAGGGCAAUCCCCAAACUCCUCCCACAAAAAUCAUCAUCCAAUCAUUCAGUUGUCCAAAACAGCUCAGUAAGAUGAAUAAUUAAGAUUCAAGGAUUGUAACCAUUGCCCAACCAGCAAUUGAUUAAUUCAUUAAUUAAGAGGUUGGUGACAACACUUUUUUUUUCUUUUUGCAUAUGUGUAUGCUACUAAUCCUUUCUCCUGCGGAACCUCCGCAGUCAAACACAAUUCAUUCCAUGACGCUGGUUGACUCCAAAAUGUUUCCCCUUGGCAAUAAUUAAAGUGAAUUAAUUCCAGACUAAAACUGUCACAAUCAUAAAACCUUCAACUAUAUGGCAAUGUUUUAAGUACAACUUAAGAUUUUUAAGCAUUUUAGAAAUUCCUCUGUGAAUAGCGGGGGUCCAUGCACGCACAAAACACACAAAGUGGGAGUUAGAAGCUCCACACAACACACGCUGACCUUUCUGAUGGCACAAGCUUCGAGAUCACACGUGAACUAAGUGUGCAGCUACUUGUUCACGCGUGAUAACGUAACGUCCCAUUUGAGCAGGUGCUUACUCUCAGAACUCGCACACAACACACACACAGCGCAGACACGCCGUGCGUGAUGCUGCGCCCCAGGCCGCCCACUCCAUCCACCCCACCUCAAACUUUGUUGUGCGAGGCGUUUUUGCUUGCAGUAGUUUUGCGUGUUUACAGAAUAAAACAUAAGUUGGCUUCUUUUCACUCUUGUUGUGUUACUACUUGAUGUCCCCUGCAGCUGUGUAUACUGAUGCGUAGCUUCUGUUCCUCUCAUCCCGACUCCAUCAUACAUUCUCCUGCGUUUUCCCUCACUGUGGUGUGCGUGAGCGCCCUCGUAUGAAGGGAUGUUGCCAGUUGCGCCUCGGUGGGAAUAUAGUAGCUCACGUUACUUGGAAGGAGAGAUCCCUGCUAGUUUCCGUGAUGAGCAUGAAAUUUGGUGGACGUGUACCAUAACAGGACACACAAUAUAAGUCUUAAGAACUCAUCCAUGAAGUUGAACAGGAAGUCACCCAUUUUAUUUUGAAGCAGUCAUUUCUAGCGAAUUCCAGGGCUUGCGUAUGUAGCGUGUCUUGUUCUGACCGAUGCGUUCCGUGAGGCGUUCCUGUUGUGCAAUUUUGUAAUAUGGAAGUGCAUUCAGUGUUCCAGCGCAUAAAGUGAGGUUCAUUUAGUUAUGCUUGAUGAGUGUGUGGAAGAACUUGCGAUUCCUGAUUUAAGCUCGAAAAGAGUGAGCCAGAAGAGAGCCUUGGUGGGGGAAUCCCACAGACACACUGUCGAAAUCUUGUCAAAAGAUUGUAGAAGCUGGUACAGCUGCGAUGCCAUAUUUCAUCUAUUUUGACUUCCUGUAUGUGUACUGGUGUUCCAACACUGUUGGUGUGCCCAGCAAUUUCUGGAUUUAUUUGACAACACUUUUUCGGCAACAUUUGUAAGCCAACCAAAGUGUUUAAUGUCUUGUCUGCAUUGCAAAGCUAUAAACAGGGGUGUCCAAACGAGAGCCCGGGAGCCAUUUGCAGCCCGCUGCUUAUAAUAAUAUUCACAAAAGACCCAUGUUGUUUGCCUGCUGCUACUUACUUUAUACACUCGAAUAAGAUAUUCAUUAUCAUGUCUCACAUCCUUGUUUUCCACCAACCACACAUCAAAUAAAGAAGGUGAAGAAUGUCAAAGUGGCCCUUGCGUCCUUCCAUUUUUCUGUCUUUGGCCAUUGGAAGAAAAGGUUUGGACACCCCUGCUACAAAUGAAUGUAUCAUCAGACUGUAAAGAAGAAAGAAAACAACAACUCUUAUUUGCACCCACUUGAAAUGAGACUAUUUAUUUUUUAACUCUACAUGUACAUAGCUAAGUCCUUAUUGAAUGAUGGUUGUAUUUUAUACAGUAUGCUUGUUGAUGGUCUGCUAUUGACACUGUAAAGUACCUGUAUGCCUGCCUCCUUUUCUAAGGUGUCUUUUUCUUGUGUGUCUGCCUGCAAUGUUUGUGCCUGCCUGCGACAUCACUGUCAUGUGUUCAACCUGUGGCAACGUGUGACCGCAGAAAGACUGCAGGAGCUCAGGUGGGCUGGCUCACUUCAACAAAUCAACUCUUGUCUCGCGCAAAUGAAACACAUCUGAUGGAUGUCCAAGAAGAGAAACAUGACAAUAAAUGUGUUUUUAUCUUUACUAGUCUGAAAUAUGCCAAUGUGUUCUUUAUAGGUGUCUGGCAUAGAAACUGUGACCAGACUCGAAAGCAACAUUAAAGACAUCUU